Messenger RNA from Podospora bellae-mahoneyi, 2073 nucleotides. RefSeq lists its product as uncharacterized. The record is from RefSeq and is a predicted model, not a curated record. Bases 1 to 2073 code for a protein of 690 amino acids. The transcript has a single exon. NCBI's taxonomy places the organism in Eukaryota, Fungi, Ascomycota, Sordariomycetes, Sordariales, Podosporaceae. Gene Ontology annotation, molecular function: DNA replication origin binding.
AUGGAUCAUACAAUGGCAACGACCGAAGACUCGACCGAGUCCCCCGCAGACAUCCUGCCCCCUUCAGAAGAGGCAUCACCAUCGGCAACUUCAACUCUGUCUCCCUCAGCAACACGCCCUCCAUUGCCAGGUAGACAGGUCAACGCAGCUAAUAUCGAGGAUGCUUAUGUCGAUUUUAUUCUUCACUGCAACCCCUGUGUGCCACCUGGGACAGACACGACCGCUCUCCGGGAAGCGUUUCGCGCCCUCCCCAAAAGCGGCGGCAAGAGCUUCAGCGCAUCUCUUUUGUUUGAUCUCAUCAAACAGUUCGACACCAAACAGCUCAAGACAUGGGCCGAGUUGGCUAUCAAGCUGGGGGUUGACCCGCCGGGUGAGGGCGAGAGCGGCCAGAAGAUUCAGCAGUACGCCGCCAGACUAAAACGAUGGAUGAAGUCGAUGCAUGUGGAUGCCUUCUUUGAGUAUCUCAUGGAGAGAGGGUCGCCCUACUGGACCGAGAUACCGGACGAGAAUGUCCCGAUUGCAGAGCUGGACAGGGAAGGGGUCUUGGCCGAGGAUGACAUGGCGUUACGGGCCUUGUUGCCACACAUCAAGCCCAAGAGGGGCCGGAGGAGACCUGGGGAGGAUGACCUGGGAAAGUCACCCUCACAGCGACCAUCACCUCGGGUGGAUGAAGGCGAGAAUGGCGGUGCCUGGAUGGCGGAGCCUCUUACCGGCGCGCGAAGAGAAAGCGUCUUUGUGUUUCCCCCUCCCCCAGACCCAACGAGGCUCAACCCAUCCGGCGCCACGUUUGCCCACGAUCUUGUCCAAACACCGUUGACAGCGACACCAAUGACGGCGUACCCUCACUCUGCCAUCACACCGUCGUCCAGAGCUUCGUUUUGGGCAGACGAGCCACAAUCUGCCAUCACACCUUCUUCGAGAAGAAAUGCUCACAGACGCCAUGGAGCCAAAGUUGUCUCAUCAGCGUGGAGGAGGGGCGGGGCUAACGGCACCGGGAAAGUCAGGGGUCGUCCUCCAAACAGUCGUCCUGUGAAUAUGGAGGGGCCGUUUUCCGCCUUUCCAGCUACCCCGGGCGGCUUCAAGUCAGCCUCUCCCAAUCCAGAAGAAGGCGGCAGCGCAUCAAAUGGAAAUGGCGGUGUGCUGCUCCCGCGAACGUCAAUCAAAAACUGGGGUGUGCCGACUGCGUCUCCUCUCACAACAACACUGCCAGUGGUGGCGAUGCCGAGUCCGAUUCAGGCAUCACCAGUCCACCCGUCACCGGUAGAGUCGGUGCACUCGAGGCCGGCAAAAAGAAGCAGGCUGUCACUGCAGGUUCCAGAGAGGGUAGGGGGUGAGGUGCGGCUUGCCACACCACCACCAGCACCAGUAGUCAUGAUUAAUGGGCAGACUACUACCGAGUCUUCAUCACAAGCACAACUGCAGCAAAUACAACAACAACAACAACAACAACAACAACAACAACAACAACCGCAGUUGCUACCACAAGCCGUUCAUGUGGCGAGUUACCCGACAACUGCCAACAACCAACCGCCGAUAGCAGCACCCAAUCCCACCCAGUAUGACCCCGCGGACAGAACAAACAUGACUGAAGUCGAAGGCCUCUUCAUGACGGACCUGAUGAACGCGGAAUGGUUCGACGCCAACGGCAACAAAAUCCCCGCCUGCUCCGGGGAUGAGGCCUGGGCUUUUACCCAGGCUGUCCUCGACCGGCUUCGGACCACGGCAUCGAGUCAUUUGGACUUUUUGAUCAAUCUCAGUGCGUUGGCUGGGGGGGGGUAUUUGAUGCCGAGGAAAAGCUUAAAGGUGGUAAAGUUGGCGGAACUGGAGGAUCGCACGAGGUACAAGACUCAUUGGCAGCUUAGGUAUGGGAGCGUGGUGGGGGAUUUCAGUAUGGAGGAGGAGGUCAUGCAUGCGGCUUGGAAAAGGAAGAAGAAGGAUGGGACAGGAGGGGGAGGGGGGGCGGUGGAUUGGGAGCAAAAGUACAGGGAUUUGAUGGUGGCGUUUAGAAGGAAGGAGGAGGAGAGUGUGGGGUUCAGGAAGAGGAUGUUGGAUUUGGCUAGGGAGAUGGAAUGA